This is a messenger RNA of Metschnikowia bicuspidata var. bicuspidata NRRL YB-4993, 1150 nucleotides long. It is a transcript of the gene MRT4, whose product is annotated as Mrt4p. Gene Ontology annotation, molecular function: RNA binding. Lineage: Eukaryota; Fungi; Ascomycota; Pichiomycetes; Serinales; Metschnikowiaceae. Gene Ontology annotation, biological process: ribosomal large subunit biogenesis; nuclear-transcribed mRNA catabolic process; rRNA processing. The transcript has a single exon. The coding region runs from base 45 to 740 and encodes 231 amino acids. Gene Ontology annotation, cellular component: preribosome, large subunit precursor; nucleolus. The record is from RefSeq and is a predicted model, not a curated record.
CUCAUCUCAUCUCGUCGCUCCAUACAACUCUCAACCAACACAAAAUGCCCAGAUCCAAGCGCUCUAAACUCGUCACAUUAGCUCAAACCGAUAAAAAAGGCAAGGAAAAUAAAGCUCGUAUCUUUGAUGAAGUGAGAGAAGCUCUUGACCAAUUUAGAUACUUGUGGGUCUUGCGGUUGGAUGAUGUAAGAACUCCUGUUUUGCAAGACAUCAGAUCCGACUGGGUUGGCUCUAAAUUAUUGUUGGGUAAAAGAAGAGUUUUAGAAAAGGCCCUUGGUGACAAUGCACAGGAGGAAUAUAAAGACAAUCUCCAUAGAGUCUCCAAACUUUGUUCUGGUGUCCCAGGGUUGUUGUUCACCAAUGAGAGUCCGGAUACUGUUUCAGCAUAUUUUACUGAAUAUUCAAAAGCAGACUACAGCAGAUCCAAAUCCAAAUCUCCUAUUGACUUUACUAUUCCAGAGGGCGUCAUUUACUCCAGAGGUGGUCAAAUUGCAACAGAGGAAGAUGUGCCCAUGUCCCAUUCUUUGGAGGAAACCUUAAGAAACAAAUACAAAAUCCCUACCAAAAUUAAGUCUGGAAAAAUCUACCUCAAUGAACCAUUUGUUGUCUGUCAGAAGGGCGAUACCUUGAAUGUCACCCAAGCUCUUAUUUUGAAACAAUUUGGUGUUGCUGCUUCUGAGUUUAAGGUUAAAAUGAUUGCAUAUUACGAUGUGGAAACAAACAAUAUGAGUCAAAUUUGAAACCUUUUCAGUGAAUAAAAUACACGUUUUUAUAAAGCUCCUGUUUUCCAAUUCACACAAAUUUAACUCUGAGAGAGCACCAUAUUAUACACGAAUGUCAUGCUCAGUAUUUAGUUUUCAUUAAAUUGACACUGAACGAAAAAAAGCCUGGCGGACCCGUGUCCAAGAUUCUUGAAACUGUAGAUAUUGUAUCUGGGGAUCUCGAAGGAACAACCCCGAGUCACCACAAAUCUUUUUGAAUUUAGCGUCACUUCAAUUAAACCUCUUGCAACAUGGAAAAUGAACAGAGAUUCCCCAGUAUUCCGCAAGCUUUUGAAACCUUCUGUAGGAAAGUCUAGUAGACCGGCUGCUAACAUGUUCAGGUCUGUGUCGAAAAGCGAAGCUACUUUGAAGUUCUCUGCCCCCAGUAG